AUGGCAAAAAUCAAACCUCAACCAGGUACCAUUGAAACCAAAGCUAUCCUUCCGGAACACCCUCGCAGCACCACUGCCCGAGAGACAGACAUGGGCGGGAGACGCCCCCGGAGCACGGGGUCCGCCCAGCACGGCGCGAAGCCGCGGAUCGCAGCCGCCGGACGCCCACUUCCGGGCGGCGAGGCGGAAGGGGCGUCACCGUCUCAGCCCCGCGCCCCGCCCGCGGCCCAAUCCCCGUACCCGCCGGCGGCGGGAGCCCGCGACCGGAAGAGCGGAGCGCGCGCGAGGGAGCUGCGGCGCCUCUGGCUGCUCUGCUGCUGCUGCGGCUGCUGCCCCGGCGCCGCCCCGGCCCCGCCGAGCGGCCGCGACCCGCCCGCCGCCUUCCGGGAAAGUCUAAAUAGACUUUGAUACUUGAAUCCUUUAUCUCCUGGUGAAAACUCCACUGCCGUCUAUGGAAUAAAUCAGUUUUCUUAUUUGUUCCCUGAAGAGUUUAAAGCUAUUUAGUUAAGAAGCAGACCUUCCAGUUUUCCCCGGUUUCUGGCAGACGCGCACACAUCCAUCUCCAACGUGUCUUUGCCGUUGAGAUUCGACUGGAGGGACAAGCACGUCGUCACCCCAGUGAGGAACCAGCAGGCAUGCGGCGGAUGCCGAGCCUUCACCGUGGUAGGAGGGUCCGCGUGCGCCAUACAAGGGCAGCCUUCGGAGGCGCUGAGCGUCCAGCAGGUCACAGACGGUUCAUACAACAACCACGGCUGCCACGGAGGGUCCCCGCUCAACGCUUUGGACUGGCUCGAUAAGAUGCAAGUGAAGCUGGCGGGAGAUUGAGAAUACCCGUUCAAAGCCCAGAACGGCCUGUGCCGUUACUUUCCUGACUCACACUCUGGAUCUUCAGUCAAAGGUUAUUCUGCCUUUGACUUCCGUGACCAAGAAGACGCAAUGGCAAAAGCACUGUUUACCUUGGGCCCUCUGAUAGUGGUAGUAGAUGCCGUGAGCUGGCAAGAUUAUCUGGGAGGCAUCAUAGAGCAUCAUUGCUCCGGUGGAGAAGCAAAUCACGCCGUUCUGGUAACCGGCUUUGAUAAAACAGGAAGUACCCCGUACUGGAUCUUGAGGAACUCCUGGGGAACUUCCUGGGGCAUAGACGGCUGUGUCCAUGUAAAAAUGGGAGGAAACAUUUGUGGUGAGUCGUGACUUGAUAUUCAGAGCUCCAGGUUAAAUGUCAAGGAAGAGACUGUGAAUAGAUUAAAAUUAUAGCCCAUCCAGUCCACAGUGUGCGUGCAGGAUACUCAGAUCACUUUUACAGUAAGAAUUGUCAUCCUUUAACUAAUUGAUAAAUAUACAACAGUGUUCUUUUAAAAAGACACUAUUGUACACAUUCAUGUUUUUAAAAGGAAGAGGGACUCUAGUAAAAAACCAGUGUAAUGAGCAAAACAGUGUAAGGCACGGCGAUAAUUUACCAAAGUUACCUACUUCCAAAACCAGGAAAAACUCCACUUAGGAGGCUCAGCUUUUUCAAACAUGUCUCCAAUUCCAAAGUUACUUUUUAUAAUUGUAUUACUUUCCAUUAUUUUAUGUAUUAUAAUACCUUCUCUAGGAUCAUCAAGAAUCACUUUUUCUUUGUAUCAAAAUGGGUGAAAAUCUGAAUAUUAGGGUUGUUUCUGAUGUAGCACAUGCCCCUUGUCCCCUACCAAAUUCUAGCAAAAACUUCUCCUCACUGGAAUUGGGAGGCUUAAAAGAAUGCCACAGAUACUGUUUUGUUCAAUACCAUUUUUUAUUAAUUAACAACAAACCAAAUUAAAAUAGCGAUUUAAGUAUGUUAAACGUAUUCUAAAAUCCAUAUUCAAAUUCUGUUGUAAAGCUUUCGAUCUAGAAAG
Kogia breviceps (pygmy sperm whale) is the source of this 1871-nucleotide messenger RNA. It is a transcript of the gene CTSO, whose product is annotated as cathepsin O. The record is from RefSeq and is a predicted model, not a curated record. Gene Ontology annotation, cellular component: lysosome. Gene Ontology annotation, molecular function: cysteine-type endopeptidase activity. NCBI's taxonomy places the organism in Eukaryota, Metazoa, Chordata, Mammalia, Artiodactyla, Physeteridae.